Messenger RNA from Mesocricetus auratus (golden hamster), 2646 nucleotides. RefSeq names its product TNF receptor superfamily member 13B (gene Tnfrsf13b). The coding region runs from base 91 to 846 and encodes 251 amino acids. Gene Ontology annotation, cellular component: plasma membrane. The transcript is spliced from 5 exons. The record is from RefSeq and is a predicted model, not a curated record. Lineage: Eukaryota; Metazoa; Chordata; Mammalia; Rodentia; Cricetidae.
AAACGCCCUGAGUAAUGAGUGGCGUGGGCCAGGGCAGGCAGGAGGCUGGAGCCGGUGGCACAGGAGCGUGGACUGGUGGCCAGGGUGACUAUGGCAUCCUGCCCCAAAGAGCAGUACUGGGACUCCUUGACAAAAUCCUGUGUCUCCUGUGUCCCCUGCAGCCAGAGGAACCAGCGUAGCUGUACAGAAUUCUGCAAGUUCCUCAGUUGCCGCAGAGAGCAAGGCAAGUACUACGACCACCUCCUGGGCGUCUGUGUCAGGUGUGACGCCACCUGCACACAGCACCCUCAGCAGUGUGCACAGUUCUGUGAGAAAAAGGCCCGAAGCCAGGUGAACCUGCAGCCCGAGCUCAGGAGACCACAGGCUGAGGAGGUGGAAGCCAGGCCAGGCAAUUCAGGAAGGCACCAGGGAGCAGAGCAUGGAGGCUUGCAGGCAGCUUCAGCAUCCACCGGACUGAGGCUGAGCAGCGACCAACUGGCCCUCGUCUACUGCACCCUCGGGCUCUGCCUCUGUGCCAUAUUCUGCUGUUUUUUGGUGGCCUUGGCCUGCUUCCUCCGGCGUAAAGAGCCGCUUCCCAGCCAGUGUUCAGGGCCGCGUGGGUCACAGGCAAAGUCUCCCCACCGUCCUGAGAUGGAAGCUCGCAGCGAGAUAGCCUUGCCACCCCAGCCUGUCGAGACAUGUAGCUUCUGCUUCCCGGAGCGCAGGUCGCCCACACAGGAGAGUACUCGCACGCUCGGGAUUCUCGGCUUAGCGGGGACCGCAGCCCCGCAGCCUUGUGCGCGCGCAUCAAUUGGCGGCCUGGGCGUAGUGCGCGUGCCCAUCGGGGACGCGGGUCCCGGAGCUUGACAGUCAGAAAAGGAGGCAAUUAAAAGGAUGGAGUGCGAGAGGAGGGGAGGAAUGGAGAAGAGACGCGAAGAAGAAGACACGCGAGAGGCAGCCUGACUGCACCCAUCCACAAUGAAGCAACCACCCGCAGCGCCCACAUUCCCCAGAGACAUCUGUGCCAUUGUGUCCCAUACUUUAGGCAGACUAGUCAACCUGUGUGCUCCUCUUGAGUGGAGAAAGAUGGAGAAUGGUCGGCACCUGGAGCACUGUUCUCAUAGUUGUUACAAACAAGUGCUCUUCCCUAGGGCCUUCGGCAGAUAGUUGAGUGGAGUGCGUGUUUGUGAAUUAAGUAAUUUACAUGUGUGUGCAGGUGCUGGGUUGUGUCGUGUGCCUGUGUACAUGGAUUGUGUGUCUGUAUGAAUCGUGUGUACAUGUGCACUGUACGUACAUGUGUGAAUUUGGUGCAUGCAGGUAUAUGUUUUCACAUGUGUGUGCAGCCAAUGUGAUGUAGCCAGGAAGGUGAGGGCCUCCAGGUGAAGGCCAAAAGUCUAAAAAAAAAAAAAGAGUGUUUCCUGAACCUCAACAUGAGUAUGUUCAAGUUGCAUCCAUUUUUAAUGAGCACCUAUAUGUAUCAUUUUAGUUGCAUUUAAACCUCCAGGUGCACAAAAAUAUCCUCAGAAGCGUUUUCCCAGUAAGCUUAAGUAUGAAAUGGUACACAGUGAAAUUUCAUACUUCCUACACCAGUGCUUGGCAGACCUACCCAUCCCAAAAGCCACACAGCAAGUGCCCUGUUCUCACCAUCCAUAGCUAGUAGGCUGCACAGAGAUAAUGUUGCUAUUCACAGUAUAAGACGGAUGACAGCUCUGGUAACACAAAGUCCACAGAGAAGAACCCUGCAGUCAAGAGGUCCGCAGAAUAGGAUCUUCCUGAGGCUGCACAUGCCUGACGUUACACAUGGCAAGGUCUGUCUUUGGCUUCUCCUUACCCCGAUGUGGCCUUUCUGUCAUUCUACAUUCUGCCCUCCCCCCCCUCCCUUCCUUUCUCUCUGGGUUUAUUCUCCCUUUUAGAUUUCUUGUUAUGAUCCACCUAAUGGCUUCAUUUUGACCUCUGUGUAAAAACUCCAUCUCCAAGUAAGGCCACAUUGGAAGCACUAAGGGUUAGGAUUUCAACAUAAUGAGUUUUGGGGGACAAAUUCAACCCAUGACAGAGGCUCUGUGAGACCACCACUGCUUUAUCUUUGUUAACAAGAUAGCAUCUAACAAGCUCUUGUCCAAGAUGUGUCUUACCAAGUAUUGAAGCAGCCUACUCAUUACGGUGCCCACCAAGAUCAACGCCCUACAACAGGGUUGCUAGGAAGUCCCUGGUCCCUGCUACAGACCCAUGCUGGCUGUGUGCUGGCUUUGAAUGCCAGAUGUUUCUGGAACUGGAGGUGGGAGAGGAGAAAUGUCAAGACCCAGUGCUGAGCGCCCAGCCUCAGUGUCAGUCAAAGACACUCUCGAGAGUGCUCAGCUUUCCAGUGGAUCCUCUGUAAAUUUUCUUCCUUUCUCCUUGUGAAGAAAGGGCUCUUUUGCCACUUUUAUCUGUUGUGUUGGGUCAGCCUGAAGAACACAGCCCGAUUCCACUUGCACUGUCCCCUUAAAAACUUUAUUACUAUAUAGUAAUUGAAUAAAACUGAUUUUGCUGCAGCUUUUACAAACCUGUAUACAACGGGCUUUGGUAGUCCUCCCCUCCCCCAUAAUUCUCUCAUCUCCUUCCACUGGUAUCUUCUCUACACAAUGUCUUUAAAAAAUAUCUAGAUUUCAUAAAUGUGAGAAAACCUGG